AUUUUAAUGGACAUUUAUUAUAACUAGAUCUCGUAUUUAUAGAUUACAUACUGUAUUACCGACACACACACACACACACAUAUAUAUAUAUAUAUCGUCAGCGAGAUUGGAGCAUCGUUGUACCCAUAAUGGACAAGUAUUCAACAGUAGUAUUUUCUGGUUCAACUUCGUCAUCGAACGUGGUGAUGAACAGCUUUAAUGAAUUUAAAGUUACGAGAUCAACUGGAAAUGGGUUUUUGGGUCUGGAUCAUGAUCGUCAAGAUUUGAUGAUCAACAGUGUCUAUGGUGAUGAUCGGAUCAAGAUCCAUGGUGGGUCUGCAACUAAUUAUAACAGUUGUAGUACUGAAGGCAAAGCUGAAGGAAAGAAGAAGGAAGAAGAUAAGAAGAUGAAGAAGCAAAGAUAUGCGUUUCAGACAAGAAGUCGAGUUGAUAUUCUUGAUGAUGGAUACAGAUGGAGAAAAUACGGCCAAAAACCUGUCAAGAACAACAAAUACCCAAGAAGCUACUACCGGUGUACUCAUAAAGGUUGCAAUGUGAAAAAGCAAAUUCAGCGGCUGACUAAAGAUGAAGGAAUUGUGGUGACAACUUAUGAAGGCAUUCAUUCACAUCAAAUCCAGAACUCCACCGACAACUUUGAACAUAUCUUGACCCAAAUGCAAAUUUAUACUUCCUUUUCAUGAAACCCCUUUAAAUUAUUUCUCCUCAUUAUAUUUACCAAUAUAUAUAUACACACAUACAUAUACAUACAUAUACAUACAUACAGACACAGAGUAUUUACUCUGUAAAUUAGAUAUUAAAUCCUGAUAACCGAAGCAUGCAUACGCCACUAUCCAAACAUUGGAUAUGAUUUUAUUUCAUUUCAUUUCAUUUCAUUUUUUUAUAUAUGGUUUAUGUCAAGGUUUCAUCUUUUAUGCAUUCUGCAA
Molecule: messenger RNA, 923 nt
Organism: Carica papaya (papaya)
Lineage: Eukaryota; Viridiplantae; Streptophyta; Magnoliopsida; Brassicales; Caricaceae
Product: putative WRKY transcription factor 75
Biological process (GO): regulation of DNA-templated transcription
Molecular function (GO): sequence-specific DNA binding; DNA-binding transcription factor activity
Source: RefSeq, a predicted model, not a curated record